This is a messenger RNA of Seminavis robusta, 2314 nucleotides long. The record is from the annotation of a GenBank genome assembly. NCBI's taxonomy places the organism in Eukaryota, Bacillariophyta, Bacillariophyceae, Naviculales, Naviculaceae.
GUGAUUUGCCUCACCACAGCUCUCCCAACUCAUUUCUUUGACAUCCAAACUGUAGUGCACAUCCCUCCAUCCUUAUGCUAUGCUAUGCUCACAGCUCACAACAACAAUAAUAAUUAAGCAUCAUGAUUGUCUACGAGAAUAGUCUCUUUGGUUUCUCCCUGAUCUUUCGAGUACAUGGGUCGGCGCUCUGGAAGGCAUGUGUUCCAGCGCUCUGUUCCACGGCGGGUAUACUCAUCUAUCAUGCUCUUUUCAUCGAUUGGGAUGUCUUGCAACGAGGACAAGGCAGACACACGGGGCCCUUUGAUCAUCCUUAUCCCAUCACUUGCUAUGUCGCCUUCUUUUCCUUCCUGUUGACAUUUAGACUCAAUUUUGCAUAUCAGAGGUACUGGGAAGGAGCCACUGCCAUUCAUCAAAUGCUCAGCAAAUGGUUGGAUGUCGCCACAUACUGUGCUGCCUAUCAUUAUCAAUCACAGGUAUACGACAAAUAUCGCCCGCCAUCCUUUGGAGAACACGUCCAUCUACGCAAUCUGACACGGGAACGAGAACGAGCCCAUCGUACGACCCUGAGCGAACACCUCGAGGAAGUACGAGCCAGUCUUCAAGAAAAACAAAAGCAACCGUGGUGGAAGAAGCUAGUGCCUCGCAAAAGGCGGCCCCCACCACCACCACCAAUAGGAGGCAACAGCAGUGGCAGAUCCACCAGUUCUCAGCAAGGCGGCAAGGUCAUUUCGUCAGGAGGACGAGAGGGCGGUAUUCAAGCACCUCGCAGGUUUCAAGAGCAAUUUGCAUUGCCCAACAAUAGCAACCACGGCAACAAUAAUAGUCCAGGUCGUAACAAUGCCAUGUCAGCGUCGGGGGGACGCUACAGUCUCCGCAGAAUUGCCAGUGUCAAGGGUGACAUUCGCUCUGUCGAUCCCAUUCACAUUCCCUACCCAUCGCCCUUUCUACAAGAAACGGCACAUUUGGUCAGUCUCUUGGCGGGAGUGGCAUUGUCCACUUUGAGGAAUGAUAUUGAAGGAGCGCAAUCGCCCUUGGCCGAAUACUUUCCAGGACAACCCUUGCCACCCGUCGAUCCCGAUGAAUUGUCCAAGGCAUUGCGCAAAAAGUUUGAUUCGGGAUCUCACACCGUCGCGGCCGUUUACUAUUUACUGGGAUUAACCCGCGACAAUCGACAUCGGACGCUCUACAAUGCCGUACGACCCUUUCAAAUACUGGGAGGAGUGUCGGAUGCCGAAGUGGAUAGGCUGCAAAGGGCACACGGACCGUACGCCAAGGUGGCAUUGUGUUCCUUUUUUGUACAAGAGUUUGUGGCACGGGAGUAUCUCACGGGGAGUACAGGCAAGAUUCCAGGGCCACUGAUUAGCCGUAUUACUCACGUUUUGUCGGACGGGAUGUCAGGGUACAACCAGGCUCGCAAGCUGUCCUACAACCCAUUCCCGUUUCCUCACGCACAAAUGACAGUCUUCUUUACCAUUGCUGUCUUGUUCAUCUUCCCACUCCUCUACUACUGCUUUGUGAAUGACUUGGCGUUUGCUUGCCUCUUGAACUUUGUCACAGUCUUGUGCUUCCUAGGCAUUCAUGAGGUGGCCCGUGAACUGGAGAACCCGUUUCAUAACGUCCCCAAUGACAUCCCACUGACCACUUUUCAGGCUCAAUUCAACGAAUCAUUGAUUACAAUUUAUUCGGGCUUUCAUCCUGAUUCAUGGUGGGAAGUGGAUAACAAUAGCAGUAGCCCCAAGGUCGCUGUGCCUCCACCAACACCACCAGAAAAGGAUAAUGGUAUUGCCACCACUGCGAAAGCCAUUGCCACCACUGCGAAAGCCACAGUUGUUGCCUUCAAAGAAGACGUGCAUCCAUUGAAGCGAUGAGGAACGCGAGACACCUACCGUACGAUAAGUGACCCACAAGCUCAUCGUUGCCUUUCAUGCGUUACUUGUGGUCGCGCCAUUCCGUGUCGACGACCCCAAUGAGCUUCACUUGUCAUUUGUAUGGUAUUCAUGAAGUUCCACGGGAGCUGGAAACUUGGGCUUUCAGAACGCCCCAAUGAUUCUCCCUUGACCCCCUGUCGAGCACAAACAAUGAAAUUUCUGGCUUUCAUCCGGAUCCGUGGUGGAAAAUAGAUGGCACAAGCACUCCACCGGGAAGGAGAAUGAUAUUGAUAAUGCAACAAAAAUGCCACUUUUGUUAGCUUUGAAAGAAGACGUGCGUCCUCUGAAGCCACGAGGAACGUCAUAUACCGGUACCUAAGGUAGUUGACCUAUAAGCUACAUUCUAAUAGUUGAUUCUACAGGAUAAACGUCUCCACUGCCUCAAG